AUGAUGUCCCAGCCUGAAAUCACUGGUAUGGAUGUAGCUGUCAGUCAGAGUUUUACAGCUGCACAAAACAUCUCUCAGCUGGCCAAGGACAUUAUCACCUGCAUUCAAAAUGGUAAAAGUGUUACAGCUGAAAGGAAAAGUAGCAUUAUUAAUAUGGCCAAUGAAAUAAUGCAAUUAUCAACCCGUAUUGAAGCUAGUUCUGGAAGUACUGACAGUGGACAAAUUCAGAGUAUUAUUAAGGGGUGCAUUAAAGAAGAGAUAGCGAUAUUAAAAACAGAACUAAAACAGCCCUCUUAUGCCCAUAUUGUAAAAUCAACUCCUGCUAUCCAGAAAGCUCCCGAGCAGCGACGCACCAAACACGCCCUCAUUGUAACUGCCAAAACAGAAAACAAGAAGGAAACCGUGGAGGCCUGGCGCAAAAGUUUUUCUUUUAAAAACACCACAUUUGCUCCAUCCAAAGUAACACCCUUGUCUAACACUAAGUUGUGUGUUGAAUUCGAUACUGCUGAACAAAGAGAUUAUGUAAUUAAAAAUAUAAAUGAAAACGAAAGCAAAGUGACUGUUCAAGCUGCUAAAAAAUUGCGACCGAUGAUUCAACUGAAAGGAAUUUCAAAAGACGUCCCAGUUGACGAACUGGUGGAUAUUUUCAAGCGACAGAACCCUUCAAUUAAUGAUUUAGCUCAAACCGAUACUGACAUUGUCCUACGAUUUCAACGUAAAAACAAAAAUAAUGACUUAUAUAAUGCUGUACUUAUUGUAACACCCCCAAUUUGGAAAAAUGUAAUCAAAAUGGAACGCGUCAAUAUUGAUCACCAAAAAAUAUAUGUUGAACAGUUCUCAGCUCAUCUUCAAUGUUUUAAAUGCUUACAGUUCGGUCAUAUUAAGAAAUUUUGUACAUCAGAUACGCAACCGUGUUCCCACUGCGCAUCUCAGACACACACUUUCGUCAACUGCCCAAAUAAAAAUAAUGAAGCUCAGCUGUGUUGCAUUAACUGUAAUACUUACAAUCAAAAACACAAAACCACUAGAGACACAAAACAUUCCGCUACAUCAAAUACUUGCCCCACCGUCCGUACUAUGAUUGCACGUGCUAUUGAAAAAACCGAUUAUGGAUAUUAA
This is a messenger RNA of Parnassius mnemosyne (clouded apollo), 1119 nucleotides long. The record is from the annotation of a GenBank genome assembly. Lineage: Eukaryota; Metazoa; Arthropoda; Insecta; Lepidoptera; Papilionidae.